Molecule: messenger RNA, 2513 nt
Organism: Molossus molossus (Pallas's mastiff bat)
Lineage: Eukaryota; Metazoa; Chordata; Mammalia; Chiroptera; Molossidae
Gene: ANKMY2
Product: ankyrin repeat and MYND domain containing 2
Exons: 10
Coding region: 200-1525 (441 amino acids)
Molecular function (GO): protein binding
Source: RefSeq, a predicted model, not a curated record
GCCUUCCGAGACCGCCCUCCCGGCUCGCUGGGGCUCGCCGGCUGCUCGCCAGCCCGCGGGAGAAAGGAGAGAAUUCGAACGCUUCCGCGGGGUUCUGGUCUCGAGGUGCCCCACUGCGGCGAGCGUCCCUAAACACAGACACAUCGUUUCCUUUUAACACUUCCAAAGAAAAAGAAUAACCUUCAAGCUGGCGGGAGCAAUGGUUCACAUAAAGAAAGGCGAGCUGUCCCAGGAGGAAAAGGCGCUGCUGGAAGUCAUCGGAAAAGGUACUAUCCAAGAAGCUGGAACACUAUUAGCCAGUAAGAAUGUUCGUGUUAACUGUUUGGAUGAGAAUGGAAUGACUCCUCUAAUGCAUGCAGCAUAUAAAGGAAAACUUGAUAUGUGCAAAUUACUUUUGCGACAUGGAGCUGAUGUAAAUUGUCAUCAGCAUGAACAUGGAUACACAGCCCUCAUGUUUGCUGCACUUUCUGGUAAUAAAGACAUCACGUGGGCAAUGUUGGAGGCUGGGGCUGAGACAGAUGUUGUCAACUCGGUAGGAAGAACAGCAGCUCAGAUGGCAGCCUUUGUGGGUCAGCAUGAUUGUGUAACUGUAAUCAACAAUUUCUUUCCUCGAGAGAGACUGAAUUAUUACACUAAACCCCAGGGACUGGAUACAGAGCCGAAACUGCCCCCAAAGUUGGCAGGCCCACUGCACAAAAUUAUCACCACAACAAAUCUUCAUCCUGUCAAGAUCGUGAUGCUGAUAAAUGAGAAUCCUCUAUUGGCAGAAGAAGCAGCUUUGAAUAAAUGCUACAAGGUGAUGGAUUUGAUUUGUGAGAAAUGUAUGAAGCAAAGUGACAUGAAUGAAGUAUUGGCUAUGAAAAUGCAUUAUAUCAGCUGUAUCUUUCAGAAAUGUAUUAACUUCUUAAAAGACGGAGAGAAUAAACUGGACACUUUGAUCAAAAGCUUGUUAAAAGGCCGACCUUCUGAUGGCUUUCCGAUAUACCAAGAAAAGAUCAUUAGAGAAAGUAUCAGAAAAUUUCCGUACUGUGAAGCUACACUGCUCCAGCAGCUGGUGAGAAGCAUUGCUCCUGUUGAAAUUGGUUCUGAUCCCACUGCAUUCUCUGUACUUACUCAAGCCAUCACUGGUCAGGUGGGCUUUGUGGAUGUUGAAUUUUGUACCACCUGUGGAGAAAAGGGAGCAAGUAAAAGAUGCUCAGUGUGCAAAAUGGUAAUAUAUUGCGAUCAAAGCUGCCAGAAAACACACUGGUUUGCACAUAAGAAAAUCUGUAAGAAUCUCAAGGACAUUUAUGAGAAACAACAGUUGGAGGCUGCCAAAGAAAAGAGUGAAGAGGACAACAAUGGCAAACUCGAUGUCAGUUCUAAUGGUAUUGAUGCAGAGCAGCCAGAGGCUGAGCCGGCUGUCCCCCGGGAGGGAGCCGAUCCUCCAGAGGCCGUGGAAGGGGAGAAAGCGUCUCUCCAGUGCCACGCUGGGUUGGAAUGCUCACAGGAUGCUGCGGCAGGUCCACUGGCAUCCGAGGAGUGAGCAGAGCACGUGUGAGCAUGGAUGGGCCUCCCCCUGCAGUGGCUGGAGCUCCUGUGACUGUCCCUGUCGCCUGUGACACCUGCACAGCUCUGCGGCAGGGUUUCCUAGGACAGACGCUUGCCCACAAAGUUGUGUCCACCAGGCCCCAGUUUCCACCGGUUUCUGUUCUAUAAUUGGACAGAUACUCCUACAGAAACAAUUAUUUUUCAAAAUACAGGAGAAAUGUUUCUAUUUUCUUUCUGAGGCCACCUUUCUAGCAAUUGUUCUUAAAGGGGGAAGAAUCCCCUUAAAGAAGAAAUGUAGGUUCUGGGAACAAAGGGUCAAGUUGAACGGGUGCAGGAGAGAGAUUUUCAAGAGAGAAAUGUUAUAGCUACCAAGAUGGGUAGUUUAAAAAAUCAUAAUUUAUGUGUGAAUAAAAUGCAUAUAAAUAGCAUUUAUAAUAGUUAAGUUCUACUUAUUAGGAUGUAACGAAAUGAAGAAAGGCUGUGUGUUUAAGGAUCUUUGUUUGGUUAAUUAUAGUUUUCUAUAGAGGUUAUCUUGAGCAGUCUGAAUUUGAUGUACUUCCUGCAGUGAUGUUUUAUCUACAUCCAGUAUUUGUACCGUCAGAAAUACUAGAUUCCCCAGGAGGGACUAAGGCAUUGCCAGAGUCAUCUCAGCAUGUGCAUUAAAAGAAAUGUACCAUGAAAUGAAAUUUUUGGUAAAAUAAUGGCUAAACAUAGUUUCCAUUGUUAUUGUAAAACAAAUUUAUGUGCCAUAUUCCACUCGAAAGGCUGACUUUUAUCUUCCUAGAAGCUUUUCAUGUGGCCUUUCAUGUCCAGAAACUGAUUUAUAACUGUUCUUUAUAGAAUGUUUUUAGAGUGUGCAGUAUUUAAACAGAGCUAGAGUGAUAGCUGAAGACAGUGCUGUGUUACAUAGUUUCCUGUGUUGAUUGUAAAAUAAAUUGUGCCUAUUAAUAUAACCAACUGACAUCUUGUUUCAUUGUUUAUUG